Dentiscutata heterogama is the source of this 303-nucleotide messenger RNA. The record is from the annotation of a GenBank genome assembly. Lineage: Eukaryota; Fungi; Glomeromycota; Glomeromycetes; Diversisporales; Gigasporaceae.
AUGAAUCUUCAAGCUCUAAAGAAAAAUAAAUAUAGCAAACUUAAAAGAUCUUUAGAAGAUUUCAAAAAAACAAGAAAAAAACCAAAAAAAGAUUCUAAAUAUUAUGUAAAUAUAUCUGAAGAUGAGUAUAAAAAACCAGAAGAUAAACCUGAAGAUGAUAAGAAUAGCUCUAAAGAACUUGAAGAAAAUGAAGAUAGUUCUGAAGAACCUGAAGAUAAUGAGGAUAGUUUUGAAGAAUCUGAAGAAUAUGAGGAUAGUUCUGAAGAAGAGCUAGAUGAAGUUGUAAAAUCAAGAAAGAUAUAA